AUGGCCACGGAGGUGCACAACCUUCAGGAGCUGCGGCGAAGCGCCUCGCUGGCCACCAAGGUCUUCAUCCAGAGAGACUACAGCGAUGGGACCAGCUGCCAGUUCCAGACCAAAUUCCCCCCCGAGCUGGACAGCCGGAUCGAGCGGCAGCUCUUUGAGGAGAUGGUGAAGACUCUCAACGGCUUUUACGCGGAGGCCGAGAAGAUCGGAGGCAGCUCCUACCUGGAGGGCUGCCUGGCCUGCGCCACGGCCUACUUCAUCUUCCUCUGCAUGGAGACUCACUACGAGAAGGUUCUCAGGAAGAUCUCGCGCUACAUCCAGGAGCAGAACGAGAAGGUCUUUGCGCCGCGAGGCCUCCUGCUCACGGACCCCGUGGAGCGCGGGAUGAGGGUCAUCGAGAUCGCCAUCUACGAGGACCGUUGCAGCAGUGGCAGCUCCAGCAGCGGCAGCUCCAGCGGCAGCGGCAGCGGCAGCAGCGGCGGCGGCGGGGGUGGGGCCGGGGCCCGGUGA
This is a messenger RNA of Lepus europaeus (European hare), 510 nucleotides long. It is a transcript of the gene GOLGA7B, whose product is annotated as golgin A7 family member B. The record is from RefSeq and is a predicted model, not a curated record. Gene Ontology annotation, cellular component: palmitoyltransferase complex. Lineage: Eukaryota; Metazoa; Chordata; Mammalia; Lagomorpha; Leporidae. Bases 1 to 510 code for a protein of 169 amino acids. The transcript is spliced from 5 exons. Gene Ontology annotation, biological process: protein targeting to membrane; peptidyl-L-cysteine S-palmitoylation.